AUGCAAGGAAAAUGUCCGUUAGAAACUAAUUCGCACACUUCGUUAGCGAACAAAACUUUAUCGCGCUCACAGAGGGUUAAUUUUUUAAAAAUAAAAAAAAUUCAAAUUUGUAAAAUUGAGUAUCAAAAAUUAAUUUAAUUUGCAAAAUUUAUGUUUUAAAAUGCAAACUAUUUAAAAUUAAACAGAAUUAGCUUGAGAUUUCAUGAUAAUAAUUAUCAUUUAUAUAUCAAAAUAAUUUUUUGAUAAAAAAUUUUUUUUCACUCAAGGAGGGGGAGUAAGAAUAGAGUCAACAAUUUGAAACCAAUUUCAAGAAAUAUUUUCAGUAAAACAAUGAUAACAUUCAAUUUGACCCCAACAAACACAACAUCAGAGCGCACUCCAAGUAACAAUAAUGAAAAGAGAGCUAAAAACAUAAACAUCUUUGAAACAAAACGCAUUUUAAAACUUUCAUCUCCUAGAAACUCCAAACCAACUUUGAUAAUAAAAAAGCGAUCUAAAACACCUGUUUCCACUAGCCAUGUAGCAAAUCAUGGCUCUGCAAAUAAAGAUGAAAACGCUAAAGACCCUAUUGAUUUUUAUGAUUUUGGGAAGGUACUUGGCAUCGGAUCUUAUGCAGUUGUAAAAGAAGCACUUCAUAUUCCAUCACAAGCCAGAUAUGCCGCCAAGAUUUAUGAAAAAAGCAAACUGGUAGACCCUCAUAAAAAAAGAAACGUCAAAAAAGAAAUAAUGAUUAUGCAAACUUUAAAUCAUCCUUUUAUUAUUAAAAUGAAAGAAUUUAUAGACACAAAAAGCCAAAUAUAUAUAAUUAUGGAAUAUGUUGGAGGGAUGUCCCUCCAUAGAUAUCUCAAAGCGCUUCCCAAUAGACGAGUCAAUGAAUGUGAAGGUAGGAGAAUUUUUGGGCAAAUAUUAUCAGCCAUAGAUUAUUGCCAUGCAUUAUUUAUUGCUCACAGGGAUAUUAAGCUGGAAAAUAUCAUGAUUGAUAAAUCUAAUAAUGUCAAGCUGAUUGACUUUGGAUUUUCAACCUACACGUCAAGUGAUAAAAAGAACACAGUUUUUUGUGGAACUCCAAGCUACAUGGCACCUGAAAUUGUGGCAAGGAGGGAGUAUUAUGGAAGAUCAGCAGAUAUAUGAGCGUUAGGUGUGCUUUUAUACGUGCUUCUAUGUGGAAAUUAUCCAUUCCGAGGCAAAUCUGACCAAGAAGUAUAUAAAAAUAUAUUGAUUGGAAAUUUUGAAGAGCCAACUGGGAUCUCAUUUUUUGCAAAAUCACUGAUAAGAAAAAUUUUGCAGACUGAUUGAAAUAAAAGGCCAACGUGCUCUCAAAUAAGAGAUGACCCAUGGAUGAAAUUCUCUGGAGUUUUGCAGAGUUCAAAUAGUCAUAUUGAUUUGGAUAAAUGCGAGCAUAAUGCUCCUAAAUCUAUAAAAGGAAGAGAGAACAAAGAAAAUUAA
Blepharisma stoltei is the source of this 1446-nucleotide messenger RNA. The record is from the annotation of a GenBank genome assembly. NCBI's taxonomy places the organism in Eukaryota, Ciliophora, Heterotrichea, Heterotrichida, Blepharismidae.